AUGACCGACAGCAAAAUUACAAUUUGCAAGGACGACACGCGCUGCGAUAACAACUCGCGUUGCAUGCCGGAUCAGGUGAAAAAGGACGGGUCCUACUUUUGCGAUUGUUCGUCCGCGCACGGUAACACGGUCUACAAUGGACGCUCUUGCGAGUUUUCCGCCACGGAAUACUGCACCGAGGACAAGACAAUCAGUUACUCGUCGUACUGUACCAAUGGGGUCUGCGCUGGAGUUUACGAUCCGAUCGUCUCCGGCAUUCAUAUAGGCUGUGUUUGCAACACAGGAUACAGUGGCGAUUUUUGUGAAUUCGUGGUAUCUCCUGAUGAGGGGAAAAGUUCGGGAACUGUUGGGAGUAGUUCCCCGGGAUCGACGAGUACGAACGCAGGUAGUAAGGGUAAUAGCCCUGUGGUAGCUUCAAUGUCGAUUGUUGCGGUUGUCAUUGCGAUAGCUUUGGUUACGUUGUGGGUCUGGAGACGUAAACGUCUAUUCGGACAACGACACGAAGUGCGAAAGGGAAGGUCAAUGGACCCAUCUACCGAUAUGCACCUGGAAGCCGACGGGAGCACUUGUCAAAAGCAGCCAGCAUACACGGUCGAUCGAAUGCGUGUCCAGAAGUCUCCGCUCUUCUCGCUUGUUUGCCCCACUAUCCUAUUAUCCAUCGGCAUCUUUUCGGCAUCCGACUGCUCUGCGUCUUUUACCUCAACAAACUGGCCCAAGCGAUUCAACCUUCUUCACGAUCUUACCAUGCCACCCAAAUCUGGGAAAGCUAUUGAACCAAGUAGUGCCAUGCGCGAACUAAAGGAGACUGUUCGCAAACAAGCUGCCGAAAUCGACACCCUGAAGUUUCAACUAAAACUCUCUGGAGCCGGUCCAAAAAUUGGGUCUGUUGUCCCCCACGGUGGAGGGCACGGCGGAGGGAGUGAAGUAACUCUGGAUGAGCUCACAUCGUAUUUGAACAAGCCCUUUUACCAAAUUGCUAUGGCUCGGGUGGGAUGGUUGAGCCUCUUUUUGGUAUCGCUCUCAUUAACAGCACUCAUCAUGAAUGGAUUUGAGCACACCCUGGCCCGUCAGAUCGAACUUGCUUAUUUUGUACCCCUAUUGGCUGGCCAUGGUGGAAACACUGGUGGCCAAACGGUAGGAACCGUCCUUUCUGCCUUGUCUGCUGGUACUGUGACGACAAACGACGCGGCCAAGGUCAUAUCGAAAGAAGCAAUGUCGGGGCUGAUGAUGGGCAUAAUACUCGGCGCCAUGGUAGGUCCUAUUGCACACUAUGGCAUGGGUAUUUCGCUUCACGUGUCAACUGUGAUUUUCUGCACUUUGCCCUUGGUUUCGACGAUUGCGGCAACCUUGGGAUCGGCCAUUCCGUUUCUAUGUUUAGCCUUGGGCUUGGAGCCUAGUGUUAUUGCUGCACCAGCGAUGACUAGCUUCGUAGAUGUCAGCGGCCUCAUGGCUUACUUCUUGAUUGCCCACGAAAUCUUUUCCUUGUUUGGCAUCGACCUGUAA
Molecule: messenger RNA, 1503 nt
Organism: Phaeodactylum tricornutum CCAP 1055/1
Lineage: Eukaryota; Bacillariophyta; Bacillariophyceae; Surirellales; Neidiaceae
Exons: 3
Coding region: 1-1503 (500 amino acids)
Biological process (GO): monoatomic cation transport
Molecular function (GO): monoatomic cation transmembrane transporter activity
Source: RefSeq, a predicted model, not a curated record